Molecule: messenger RNA, 2439 nt
Organism: Parastagonospora nodorum SN15
Lineage: Eukaryota; Fungi; Ascomycota; Dothideomycetes; Pleosporales; Phaeosphaeriaceae
Exons: 6
Coding region: 1-2439 (812 amino acids)
Biological process (GO): galactose metabolic process
Molecular function (GO): nucleic acid binding
Source: RefSeq, a predicted model, not a curated record
AUGUCCAGCUCUUCGGCCCUGGCUAUCAACCGCGCAUUUGCUGCAUUCACUUUUGUGGACUUCACGGCUCGAUUUACACACGACAAGCGAUACCUACAGUGCCCCAGCUGCUGCGGAACAGUCUCGUUCGAGGCCCUCUUUUGCGAAAUGAAUGGCGAGACCAAGGCGCGUGCGGAGAACCAUAGCGCCAAAUCGACGGACGGAAAAGUUGCCAGCAUAGCCGCUCGAACUGGAGAAUGGACGGAUGCUGCAGUGCAGUCCGCCGCACCGUCGUCCGACAUCAAGGAGGACGUACCCACAGGCACUGACAGGCCUCAAAGCAUUGCACUCAUGAAAGUGGCAGCUGCAGAAGAUAGUAGCACCCAAGUCUCGUCGUCAGAUGGGUCUGGCAAGCCUCCCAGUAUCGACGGGAAAAGUGUCGCAUCAGCAAACACUUUCGCGCUUGACGAGAAGGAGUCGCUCCGACCCGAUGACAGCGCAAGCUUGAGAGCAGUCGAAGAGGAGGAUGUAACAAGUCCACCCGACUCUGUCGUGGCCGACUCCCGACAUGGAUCUGACACCGGUGCCACCCGUGCUUUCCAUGAUCAGCUACGCGAGAUUGCCGUUAUGAACCCUCAGCACCGAGGCGUUCCAGUGGGACGAUUCCCUGCUCUCCAAAACGGCGCGCACACUCUCUAUGACCCUAACCAGUUAGCAAAUGGAGCUAGACCGACAUCGCAACCUGCUGGUAAUAUUGUUCCGCGGGCCAACGGCGAGGCACAUCCCCCUGCCAUUCCAGAUGACAAGCUGCUUGAGGCUCUGAACUCUCCGCGCGACCGGCUGUUUAUAGUCAAGCUUGAGCAGGACUUCAUCGACUUCAUCAAAGAAACUCGACUGACCUACUACAGUGAAAGCGAGUAUGAUUUGCCCAACUGCAACACAUUCUACAGGAUGCUCGCUCAUCGUCUGGCUGAUUACUACUUGCUCGGACAUACGGUCGACUCCACCAUGACAGGCGUGAAGAUUACACCUACUGAGAUGCAGCUGCUGACUUUCUAUAGCCCACCACCCAUCUCACAGAUGGUCGACCCCGCCAAGGGCGCCAGCACACCACCAGUAGAGCUUCCUGUCCGGAAAAUCAUGCGUCGUGAUGAUGGGAAAUCGGGCAACAACACUGCGGGAAAUUCCCAGUCUGCCUCGAAGACGACAUCUGAAAAUGGUGGUAGCGAGGGUAGUAACGAUGGCAACGACAAAGAGAAAGACAAAAGCCGUAUGACUCGGGAAGAACGAGAGGCACACUACAAAUUGGUUCGGCUGAAGAUCUUUGGUAGCUCGGAGAGCGAGGAGAACGAUAAGAAUGUCACUCCUGACGGCACUGGAUCAGGUGAAGAGAAGGGUAAAGAAAUUUCGCGGUCAAGCUCUGCAGCUGGCAAAAAGAAGGGCAGGAAGCAACGCAACUACGAUGACGAUGAGUUCCACUCACGCUCCAGUUUCAACGUCUAUUAUCCGCAGCAGCCGUACUCAGCUUCGGGCUACAGCGGUGACAGUGCUUCAUACUACAGCGUCAUGCCUGGAAGUGUGCCGCCGUCGCCUUACUCAAACAUGAACGCCGGAUCAUACACAGGCAUGACCUCGGGUCCAGCACCCCCACAAGCCUACAGCAACGUCUACCCAGGCAUGGUUUCUCAGGAUCCGCAGGCGCAAUUUGGCUGGCCGGGCCAGCAGUAUCAGCCUCCAGGCGGCUCGGCACCCUAUCAGGGUCCUGGCCCCAUGCAGGGUGGGUACGAUCUCUCCGCCCAGUAUCAGCGUGGCAUGCCCUUCCAAAACGCAGGCAUGCCGUCACAGAUUACUCCGAAGAUGGGCAACGCGUCUAUGGUUCCGUACCAGGAUCCGUACCAGCAGGCGCAACCGAUGCCGAUGAACAACGGCUGGUCUCCAGGGCCUCAGCAGCCAUCGUACCCUAUGGCGCAAGGCUCGUAUCCGCCCUCUGGUAACGCAAGCCGACCCGUAUCUGCACCGCAUCAAGCACCUACUUAUCCCUAUGGUCAAUUUCCCCCACAUCCAUAUAACGGCAGGCCAAACCACAACCAGCACCCCAUUCCUGGAAGCUACAACCGUCCGCAGUUCAAUCCACAGAGCCAGACGUUUAUUCCUGGUGGUCCUCAUAUACCGUACCAGCAACAGAUGCAUGGUCUACAAGGCAACAUGCACCAUCAAGCGAUGGGACCAGGCCACAACCAGCAGCAUCAAAUGCCUCGCAUGGUGCCUUCUGCCACUAGCACCCCAUCAUUCGGCUCACCACAAAGCAUCAACAACUUCUCUCCGGCCAUGCACAGGAAUGUGUCCCAACCAAUUGACAAGACGCACAGUAGCAUCGCCAAAUACGGAACGCCUUCAAAUCUCCCCCAGAAGCCACCUGCUCCUGUAGCAGUUGCUCAGCAAGCUCCAAAGCUACAUUGA